Messenger RNA from Caenorhabditis auriculariae, 1542 nucleotides. NCBI's taxonomy places the organism in Eukaryota, Metazoa, Nematoda, Chromadorea, Rhabditida, Rhabditidae. The record is from the annotation of a GenBank genome assembly.
AUGGCGUUCAACCCGGAGUACGACAGCAUCGCGAAGGCCUUCGUCCAGCACUACUACUCCAAGUUCGACCAAGGUGAUGGCGCCGCCAGGGCCCAAGGUCUUUCGGACCUAUACGAUCCCGAAAACUCCUACAUGACUUUCGAGGGAGACCAGUGCAAAGGCCGCGACGGCAUCCUCCAGAAGUUCUCGGUAGAAAAAAUGAAAUUCACCAUGAUAAUUUUGAUUUUUAGUCCUUGACGUUCAAACAAAUCCAACGAGGGAUCACCAAAUGCGACUCUCAACCCCUCUACGACGGCUCGAUCUUAGUAAUGGUGUUAGGACAGCUCAAGGUGAAUUUUUUGACGUUUCAAAUGUGCUCAAAAAUUCUUACUAGUGCGUUGAAAAAAAAUUCAAUGAAUGUCUCGAGACCAAAAGCCGUUUUCAAUAUACGUCAUAAAAAGAUCUUUUUUUAAUCCCGAAUAAUAAUCGCUAUAUUUUUUUCAAAUCAAACAUCGAACUAUCAUUAUGAUUAUUUCUUUCAAAUCUAAAAGGUAUCUUUCAAACAAAAAAAUGAGUGAAUGCAACAAUUUCUACAGGAAAUGUUUUUUAAAGUUGUUUGAUAAUUAUUGUGAGAAUUGUCUGUUGUUCUUUGUAAGUGACCUAGGCACGACCCUACGCAACUUUUGAUCAAGAAAAAGAAUAUCCGGAAAAAAAUACGCCAAAAAUAUUAUUUUUCAAUUGCUUUUUGAAAACUGAGUCAAGCUAUUUCUGACCGAAUUAAUUUGCAUUUCAAAAAGAGUUUGAGAAAAAAAAUUUUUAAAAUUUUUGAAUAUAACUUCAAUAAGAAACGCUGCAAAGUUGGCACGUCUGUUUAAGUCCGUGCUAUGGCGGUCGGUCAAUAUUUUUUUUCGGAGUCAAGGCAUUUUUAUCUUCUUUGCAGUAUGUUAAGAACCUAUUUCUUGAGGUUACAAGAUAAUUUACGUCACAAAAAGUACACAGAUUUCCAUUUAAUUACCGAAAACCUAUCUAAACUUCCGCAAAUCGAAUGGUCGCUGAAACAGGCGUGUUGGGUUAAUUUUUAUAUAUUUUUUUUAAUUUUAGGAAGAACUUUUUUUGCACGAUUCUAUUAAACUCAGCUGCCAAAAUGAACCAAUUUCAUUAGUAUUUCCAAAUUAAUAUAUUUAAAGGAGAAUGGCGAAUUUUUAUGAAGAUCUCAAAGCGAAGAGUCGCUUAUGAAGUGUUCAAAGUAAUUUCCGCAAAAUGCAAAGUUAUCUCUGACCCUCCAAAAUUUAGUUAUCUUUUUCUUUCUCUGACCGUCAUUUAAAAUUUCGCGGAUUCAUUUUGAACAUUAAUCUUCAAAAAAAUUUUCGUGUUUAGCCUUUAAAAAUCCUCAAAAGAAUUUUCGUCAUGAUUUGGAAUAAUCUGAAAAAACGAAAAAAUGUUCUGCAGACGGACGAAGACCCGAUCAACCCGUUCUCGCAAAUCUUCAUCCUCCGUCCCAAUACCACCGGGUCUUAUUUCAUCGGCAACGAAAUCUUCCGUCUCGACCUUCACAAUAAUUAG